AUGGAACAAGAUAAAGACACUCUCUUUACAAAAGAAUUUGAUAAUUGGGAAGAAUUUCAAAAAACAUUUGAAUAUUGGUGCAUUACUUAUUAUCAACUAGUGAAUGUUAAACGUACUUCAAUGAAAUAUAACGAAAAACUAAUGAAAGAUUUAUUUGAUCGUUUUCGAUACCAACAUGUAAUGUACGUAUGCCAUCAUAGUGGCCCUAUUAGAAGACACAUAAAAGAUGGUUCAAGACCAAAUGAAGAAUCCGCUCGAUUAGAUUGUCAAUUUUAUUUUAAAGUUAAACAUGAUACUGAAAUUAAUAAAAUUAUUUUUAUGAAAAACAAGAACUUAACUCAUAAUCAUCCAUUAGAUGAAAAAAUUUACAAGAAUUAUUCAUUUGUUAGAAAUAAAAAAUUAGAAGAAAAUAAUGAAGCAUAUGAUUUAUGCAAAACGCUAAUUGCUGCAAAGACUUCAACAUAUAAUAAUCGAAAAUUAAUAAGUGAUAAAUUUGACAUUAAUUUAACAAGAAAAGAUAUAAAUAAUUUUAAACAAAAAUUAAAAUUUAACUUAGUUGGAGAUAAAAGCGAUCCAGAAUUAUUAAAAACAUGGAUUAAUCAAAUAUUAAAUGAUAACUCUGAGAAUUCUGUUCAAAUUAAAAUUAAUGACAAUGGUGUUUUAGAAUGUUUAUAUAUUCAAACUUCUCAAAUGAAAACAUGGUUUAAAAAAUAUUCAAAUAUCGUUCAUAUAGAUUCGACAUUUAAAGUUAAUAUUGAAAAUUAUCAAUUAUAUAUAUGUUUAGUACAAAACGCUAAUUUAAAAGGUGUACCUGUUGCUUACUGCUUAAUGAAACUUAAUGAUUUAUCUGAAACACAAGUUGUCAUGAUUGAUAAAGAUUUAACAAAUGCUGGUAUUUUACAAGAUUAUUUUGAUAAAGCAGGAACAUUAUUAUGUGUAUUCCAUGUUUUGAAAUAUUUAAAAGUUCAA
This is a messenger RNA of Rotaria sp. Silwood1, 969 nucleotides long. The record is from the annotation of a GenBank genome assembly. Lineage: Eukaryota; Metazoa; Rotifera; Eurotatoria; Philodinida; Philodinidae.